UAAUUAGUUUAGGAUUCCUGUUCUAUCUAGGACUUUUUUUUUUGCAUUAUUUAAGAAACGUAGAAGAGCUGUACUAUUCACUCUUGAUUCUUGAGGAUAAAAUUCAGAGCAUUUUUUCUCAGUUUGUGUAGUUUCUAAAAAGCUUUCGAUAUUAUUUCCUAUUUCCUUUGAUGCCAAAUUGUCCCAAUGGAACCAAUAUCACAGCUUGUUUCAGGGGCUGCUUUGGGAGUUGCCCUUCAACUGCUAAGUGAUUCGAUUAUGUGCGCAGUAACUACAGCCUCCAGCUUCAAAUUUAAGCUACGGCUUCUCCAGACAACCGUCGGGAUCUUGAUCGCAAGAUUCAAAGUUAUCAGAGGAGAACAACAGCAGUUUCCAGGAGCAGAAGCCCAGAGAUUGUGUGAAUUGUUGGCGAGAGGGUGUCAUCUUGUUUCUAAAUGCUCAAGAAUCUCACAAUGGAAUUAUUUCAAGAUGAGAAGAUACGAGAAAAGAAUUGAUGAGCUUGAUGAAUCUCUCAAACAUCUUUUAACGUUGAAUUUUCAGCUUUUGCAAUAUGAGAACAUGCGGAAAAUUUUGACCGGGGUUAAUGAAAUGAGUAAGAAAUUGUUGGAUCAUGGAGAUGAGUUGCCUAAGCCUAGCCAUGUCGUACCUUUAAACGAUCAAGAAAACUCAUGGUACUCUCGGACUUCAAGCCACAGACAGCCAUCAGCGCCCAGAUUUAGAAUGAGUUAUCAAAGAAGCGAAAAGAUUACCAAGUUUGGGUUUAGUUUCUGACAAACUACCUGGGAUUUUACUUUGUUGCAAGUCAAUUACUGUUAAGAUUGUAAAGAAGUAAUUUUU
Populus euphratica (Euphrates poplar) is the source of this 837-nucleotide messenger RNA. RefSeq names its product probable disease resistance protein At5g66910. The transcript has 2 exons. The coding region runs from base 187 to 771 and encodes 194 amino acids. The record is from RefSeq and is a predicted model, not a curated record. Lineage: Eukaryota; Viridiplantae; Streptophyta; Magnoliopsida; Malpighiales; Salicaceae.